AUGGAGUACAAUGCGAAACAGAUGCCAAUUGAAAAUGGUGAAGGAAAGAAGAGGCCUAAGAAUGAGAUUGGAACUCAAAGUUUUAUUGGAAUAGAAGAUAAGAUAAUGGUGAGGGAGGAAAGACUAGUGGGGAGAACCCAUUUUCUAUUGACGGCUACCACAAGAAUCUGGGGAACUGGGAGUGGCUCACCUGGGUUUUUGCAGAAGGAUCGAGCAGCUAGUGUCGAACGUUUUGCUACGCACUUUGGGUUAUCUAGAAUGCGAGGAACAAAAGAGUUUAAAGAGAGAAGAGGAGUUUUACCUGGAACGGAGUGUGCCUUCUUACACCGUCGCUUCGCUGGGGCUGGGAAGGCAGCUGGAACUUGUUCUACUGCUUCUGAUGAAAAUGUCAAGAUGGGUAUGUCCAAACCCACCUAUCUCGAGAAUUUGGUCAUACAUAAGUGUAAAUCAAGAUCCCUUGAGCUUGAUGAAGCUCUGGGUUUUUUCAAUUCCAUGAUUUCAAUGAGACCCUUGCCCUCAGUUUCGGCUUUCAAUUAUCUGCUUGGAGCAGUCUCCAAGAUGGAACAAUGUGCAUUUGUUGUUUCCAUGUGUAAACAGAUUAUGGGUUGUAGUGACUUCCAACCUAAUAUCUUUACAAUGAACAUUUGGAUCCUUUGUUUGUGCAAUUUGAAGAAGGUGGACUUAGGUUUCUCUGUGUUGGCUAUGAUUGCAAAACUUGGUCUUCAACCUGACGAUUAUACCAUGAAUACUCUGCUUAUUGGACUGAGCGACGAGGGUAAGAUUAACAAGGCAAUGGGAGUGUUUAGGAAAAUAUUGGAGACUGGAUAUCCGCAUAAUCAAUACACUUUCAGUAUUAUUAUGAGGGAACUUUGCAGAUCAGGGAAUUCUCGUUUUGCUGUUCUUCUUCUGUUAAAGAUGAAUGGAAAUGGAAGCUUUCAACCUGAUGCGCUCGUUGGCCAGUGGGAUGAAGCAAAAGAAUUAUUAGUUGACAUGGGUAACAAGGGGAUUUCCCCUAAUGUCUAUACCUUAAAUACUCUGAUUUCUGCUCUUUGCAAGGAUGGGAAGAUCCAAGAAGCAAUAUUUGUAUUUGAUUUAAUGACCCAAAGAGGCACAAGGCCUGAUGUUAUCACUUAUACUAUGCUAAUUCAUGCCUUAUGCAAGUUUGGCGAAUGGAGAUUGGUCAGGAAUUUCUUUGCAAACAUGAUUGCAUCUGAAAUUUUACCUUCCGUUUUAACUUUCAAUUCCAUGAUAUAUAUUUUAUGCAAGGAGGGGCAGUCAUCAGAGGCAAUUGAAAUUCUGGAACUAAUGACUCGUAAAGGCGUGAAACCGGAUGUUGUUACCUAUAAUCCUCUUAUUCAAGGACUUUGUCAUUCUGGGCAAUGGAAAGAAGCAACAAGCUUGCUCAAUAGAAUGAUGAAUGAAGGAGUCCAUCCUGAUGUUGUGACUUUCAAUUCUUUAAUCAAUGCUUUAUGCAAGUAA
Messenger RNA from Gossypium arboreum, 1479 nucleotides. Its product is annotated as pentatricopeptide repeat-containing protein At1g12775, mitochondrial-like. Gene Ontology annotation, molecular function: protein binding. The coding region runs from base 1 to 1479 and encodes 492 amino acids. Lineage: Eukaryota; Viridiplantae; Streptophyta; Magnoliopsida; Malvales; Malvaceae. The transcript is spliced from 5 exons. The record is from RefSeq and is a predicted model, not a curated record.